Anneissia japonica is the source of this 1368-nucleotide messenger RNA. RefSeq lists its product as uncharacterized. The transcript is spliced from 3 exons. Bases 311 to 751 code for a protein of 146 amino acids. NCBI's taxonomy places the organism in Eukaryota, Metazoa, Echinodermata, Crinoidea, Comatulida, Comatulidae. The record is from RefSeq and is a predicted model, not a curated record.
CAUACGAUAGUUCGCAACCUAAUUUAAAGCAUCCUUAUUAAAAUUGGUGUACAGUAGACUGUUCUAGUCUCUAACAACAAGUUAGUUGAUUAUUUAUAACAUGAAUAAAGACAAAACUAUAUUUAGCCUUCAAACACCUAAUUGAUUGCAAGUCGAAGAUUGGAUCAAAGAAAAAAAAAUCGCCUUUGUGUAUAACGAGUGAUUUCCGUUCAGCUGAGUGUCAGCGUCCGACUGGUGCUGGGACGAUUGCCGAAGUUUCCACUGACACCCUGAUUAUUUUCGAUUUUGUUUUUGUUGAAAUACAAGUGAAAUGUUAACUCAACGAGUUAAGAUGUUUAUUACUUGUCUCUUUCUCUGGACGAUUUGUUUACAACAAGUCAGUGCGCAAGAUUUUGAUCGGCCAAAUUUCCCUUACAUGAUUCUCAUCGUUGGAGUGUUAUUACCGGCUUUGGUUAUAGUUGGAAUGAUCAUCGCGUCGGCUGUGUACUUCUACUGUAACACAUGCAGCAAAGGUACACACAAGGGUGUUGCCAAAAGAAACAUAAACAUGCCCGUUAAGGGAUUGUACCCUAUACAGUCACGGUAUCCAGCAAGUGUCGAUGAGGCAUUGCAGGAACGAGAGGCAACCAACUCACCAGAAAAGACAUCAAGGUUCAAACGGCUGCUACCGACAAAAGUUAGAUUGCCUAAACAAAAUAAGAAGACGAAUAAGGCACCCAAAACGAAUGACAACAGUUUACAUUGUGUAUAAGAAGACGAAUAAGGCACUGCCCAGACGAAUGACAACUUACAUUGUGUAUAAGACGAAUAAGGCACCACAAACGAAUGACAAAAGUUUACAUUGCGUAUAAUAAGAAGACGAAUAAGGCUCCUCAAACGAAUGACAACAGCUUACAUUGUGUAUAAUAAGAAGACGAAUAAGGCACCUCAAACGAAUGACAACAGCUUACAUUGUGUAUAAUAAGAAGGCGAAUAAGGCACCUCAAACGAAUGACAACAGCUUUACAUUGUGUAUAAUAAGAAGACAAAUAAGGCCCCUCAAACGAAUGACAACAGCUUUACGUUGUGUAUAAUAAGAAUACAAAUAAGGCACCCCCAAACGAAUGGCAACAGCUUACAUUGUGUAUAAUACUUUUCAAUGUAUCUUAAGGGGAAAGAUAACAUUAAAUGUUAUUAACAAAAUUUGUGGACAUUUCCGCUUCGCUUCACCCCGUGGAUACUGUUGAUAAGUUAUAUGUAUGCUUUAUUUUUGUAUUUAAGUGGUGAUUUAUUAGGCCCCAUAAAAAAAUGUAUUAGUUUAUCAUCCUAUCACAGAAUAAAAACUGAUGAGGGAGGGAGGUUUUUUUUUUUUUUUUUACCGAUGAUCAC